Molecule: messenger RNA, 5021 nt
Organism: Spodoptera frugiperda (fall armyworm)
Lineage: Eukaryota; Metazoa; Arthropoda; Insecta; Lepidoptera; Noctuidae
Gene: NKCC
Product: bumetanide-sensitive sodium-(potassium)-chloride cotransporter
Exons: 20
Coding region: 444-3677 (1077 amino acids)
Biological process (GO): chloride ion homeostasis; potassium ion homeostasis; sodium ion homeostasis
Cellular component (GO): membrane
Molecular function (GO): sodium:potassium:chloride symporter activity
Source: RefSeq, a predicted model, not a curated record
CGUGUUGGUGUGUUUAUAAAGAGUCGGGGCAGAGGCUUCGCGGGCUCUGGUCGACUGCCGCCGCGCCACCGGCCGCACGCGCCUUCGCGAUUUUCCGCCUCGCGAAACGACGCGAAUUGACGCGUCUUUGUGUAACGUCUUUUUAAACAAUAUAUUAACAAAAAUAUUAUAAUAUCAUGUUCAUCAAGUACAAUAAUUUAUUUGCAUAAUUUUAUAACAUUAAGUGGCUCCAAACUUGUGUGCUUCAGUGAAAUAAAACAGUGAUAACUAUUUAUUGUAUUUAUUUUUGAGAGGACGUUUCUUCUGCAAAUAUUUUGAGAUAUAGUGCGAAACAAAAUUAUGUGGUUUUGGGAAACAACAAGGAAAUAUUUCGUCACAAUAAAGCUACGAGAGGUAGUGUCGUACAAGUGUAGCUUCCGGUAGUCUACCGAUUUGACAUCAAUAUGGAAGAAAAUAGGUUUACUGUCUCCGCCGUGGAGGGAGAAUCCAAAAAGAAUGGCAUCCACAUGGGAGCCAAUAUCAUCACCAGACCUUUACGAACGUCUGCUGAGACCGUAGAACGAGGAGCAGGAAACAAUGGCCAAUCAGACACAUGGCUGCAUGACGCUGGAUGGAGAAGAAAACGCUCAUUGGCCCAACUUACCAGAGAAGCUCUGCCACGAUUGGACAAUUAUAGGAAUUCGAAGAGAGCUUUGAAAAGGCCUAGUCUUGGAGAGCUACAUGGAGAUCAUCUUAUUACUGAAGAGGACGAGAAAGUACAACAACAACAGACGAGAGAUACAAAGUCACCGACACCUGCUAUUGGAAUAAAAUUAGGAUGGAUUCAAGGUGUGCUGAUACCAUGUCUGCUGAACAUCUGGGGUGUGAUGCUAUUUCUCCGCAUAUCCUGGGUAGUAUCUCAAGCGGGUAUCGGACUAUCUCUGGUCAUCAUCGCCAUAUCUGCCUUCGUGUGUGUCAUCACAACACUCUCCAUGAGCGCUAUAUGCACCAAUGGAGAAGUAAAAGGAGGUGGUAUCUACUACAUAAUCUCAAGAUCCUUGGGUCCUGAGUUCGGUGCUUCAGUGGGCAUUAUCUUUGCCUUCGCCAACGCAGUCGCAGCCAGUAUGAAUACGAUUGGUUUCUGCGACUCCUUGAAUGACCUUCUGAAGAGUUAUGACCUGAAGAUAAUUGAUGGUGGACUGAAUGACGUCAGGAUCGUGGGAGCCGUGGCGCUGGUCGUCAUGUGCUUCAUCUGUGCUGUUGGCAUGGACUGGGAAAGUAAAGCACAGAAUUUCCUGAUAGCCAUUAUCGUGGGGGCUAUGGUGGACUUCGUAGUCGGCACUAUAAUGGGGCCGACUAGCGAUCAGGAAAUAGCCAAUGGAUUCGUCGGACUAAGCUCGGCCACGCUGUCGGCCAACUUCAAACCAGACUUUCGGUUCAGCGAGGGAUUGAACCAGGACUUCUUCAGCGUAUUCGCCAUAUUCUUUCCCUCUGUCACCGGGAUACAAGCCGGAGCUAACAUUUCUGGAGAUUUGAAGGACCCAGCGUCUGCCAUUCCCAAAGGCACACUACUAGCGCUGCUCAUAUCUAUGGUGAGCUAUGCAUUGAUGGUGCUGUUCUCUGGCGGUGGUGCCCUGAGGGACGCCAGUGGGAACCUGACGGACCUGGUAUUUGCCAACGGCACUGUUGUUGACUACAGCGGUUUAGCCAGCUGCAUCACUAAUAACGGCACUGAAUUCAACUGUAAAUAUGGACUGCACAACAGUUACUCGGUCAUGCAACUGAUGUCGGCUUGGGGUCCAUUUAUCUACGGUGGUUGUUGGGCAGCCACGUUAUCCACUGCUCUGACCAACCUGCUGUCUGUGCCACGUCUCAUCCAAGCGCUGGGCACCGACCGAAUAUACCCUGGACUCAUUUUCUUCUCCAAGCCCUAUGGGAAGUACGGAGAACCAUACAGAGGAUACGUGCUUACUUUCUUCGUAUCCUUGCUCUUUCUGCUUAUUGCUGAUUUGAACACGAUAGCACCGCUGAUAUCGAACUUCUACCUCGCAUCGUACGCCCUCAUUAACUUCUGCACCUUCCACGCGGCACUCGUGCGACCGCUGGGUUGGCGACCUACUUUCAGAUAUUACAACGUUUGGCUGUCUCUCAUCGGGUUCCUAAGCUGUGUGGCCAUCAUGCUGCUCAUCAGCUGGGUCAUGUCCCUAGUGACCUUCGCCAUCUUCUUCACUCUCUACCUCAUCGUACACUAUAGAGAUCCUGACGUAAACUGGGGUAGCAGUACUCAGGCCCAAAUAUACAAGACAGCUCUGUCGAGCGCCUACAACUUGGCGAAGACAGGCGAACAUGUGAAGAACUACUGGCCACAAUUACUGGUGCUGGCAGGUCGGCCACAGUCGCGACCAGCGUUGGUUGACCUGGGCAACCUCAUCACAAAGGCUGGCUCGCUGAUGAUAGUGGGAGACAUAUCACAGGAACGCGUGUCAUACAAAGAGCGGUCAGUGCGCUUGCGUGCUGAUGCGGAAUGGCUGCGGCUACGCAAGGUGCGCGCGUUCUGCUCGCGCGUUCACGGCUUUGGUUUCGAAGCUGGUGCGCGCGCACUCGUGCAGGCUGCUGGCGUCGGCCGCCUUGCACCCAACGUGCUGCUCAUGGGCUACAAGGCUGACUGGACUACCGCACCAGCUGAAGAUCUAGUCGCUUACUUUAAUGUGCUGCAUACUGCAUUCGAGAGUCGUCUAGCAGUGGCGAUAGUGCGUGUAUGCGGCGGACUGGACUACGGUGCACUGAGUGCUGAGACGGCAGCCAGCAGCUCGCUGACGGGCACGUCGAGCGGGUCGCACGACGAGCUGCGCGUGCGGCGCGCGCCACUCAUCAUGCACGCGGACUCCGACCUCGACAUCACGCGCGCCGCCAGCGCCGACCAGCCGCGACACAACCUCUCCAGUACGUUGUCUCUAGAUGCUACUGAUAGUAUACUGACGUUGUCGACAUCACGGUCGUUCACGAUAUCCGAAACCAACAGCACGAAAGAACGAAAGAAGAAAGACAAGAAGAAUGAUAUGCACAGACAGAUUGUGUACAACACGUCCACUGGCUUGGAGUUGUCCAAAGACCAGUUGUCACAGAUGACAAUAUUCCAAAGGAAGCAGGAGGCAGGUACCUUGGACGUGUGGUGGUUGUACGAUGAUGGUGGGCUGACGAUCCUGCUGCCCUACAUUAUCUCGCAGCGUUCCACUUGGGGUAACUGCAAGCUGAGGAUCUUCGCGCUCGCCAACAGACUGCACGAGAUGGAGCUUGAAGAGAGAAAUAUGGCUAACUUACUGGCGAAGUUCCGCAUAGACUACUCUUCACUAACGAUGGUGCAGGACAUCACAGACCCGCCGCAGCCCGAAACCACGAAACUUUUUGAAGAUAUUACCAAAAAGUUUACUGAAGAAUCUGCCAAUCCAGACUGUUGCAUCAGCGAAACGGAACUACUUACGUUAGCAGAGAAGACGAAACGGCAGCUGAGGCUACGCGAACUGUUGCUGGCCAACUCCAAGGACGCUCGUCUAGUCGUCAUGUCCCUACCUAUGCCUAGGAAGGGUUCAGUGUCUGCUCCUCUGUACAUGGCGUGGCUGGAGAUGAUGAGCCGCGACAUGCCGCCCAUGAUGUUCGUGCGUGGCAACCACACCUCCGUGCUCACCUUCUAUUCUUAAAUUAUUCUAUUAAGUUACUGUUACUACUACAGAUAUAUACUAAUCAAUAGUACGAGUACUUACCAGAAUCCGUAACGUCAUAGUUACUGCAGAUUUUUUGCUGAUGUGGCCAUGUAAAUGGUUCUUUGCGAAUAGCGAUCUGUACUUACCACCAGUAAAUUCAUAGACUGUCAUUUCUUAAAUGAUUACUUCAAUAUUUUGUAUUGAAGCCCUCUGAGAAAAGAUAUCAAGUACAAUUUAAAAAUAUAAUUUACAAGUCAAUGCAUGCAUGAGUUCCAAGUUUUAGAUACCUUUGACUGCAUGUUUUUAUCUACGUAUUAGGGUGACUGUGACACUAUAGAUAUAAUAUAUGUUUUUAUGUAAUAGAAGUACAUUUUCGACAAUGCAAUUUUUUUAGUUACCGUUACUAACAGUACAAUUUUAAAAAAGCAACAGUUACUACCUAUAAUAUUUACAUUCAAGAACAAUUUUGUACUUAUCAUGAAAAUACAGCAUUUUAUCAUUAAUGUUAAGACACUAAAUAGGGCAAAUACUUAGUUAGUGUUACUUAGUACUUAGUGUUAAUUAGAUUAAGUGAAAACAUCGUAGGUUUAAGGUUUUAAAUGAACCAAUAAAAUGAACAAAAUGUUUUACCAAAGCACAAUACAAGUAUUAUGUAAUAAUUAUUUAUGUCUGUAAUUUAGAAAAUGUAUUUUGUUAUCUUAGAGACGAACAACGCACUAAGAAUCACAUUAUUUUGACUCAAACUUCAGUAACAUAAUUACCUUAUUUGGGCAUUUAGGGAUAGAUUUAUUGUUUAGAGCCUGGAUCUUAUGCACCUACAAAGUGGACAAGUUACUUAAACGCAACAAUUUUUAUUUUAAUAGAACAUAGUUUAGACAGAGCCCAAUAUCAAUCCCUGUGGAACACAUAUUAUACACAGGGCCCAAUAUCGAUCCCUGUGGAACACAUAUUAUACACAGGGCCCAAUAUCGAUCCCUGUGGAACACAUAUUAUACACAGGGCCCAAUAUCGAUCCCUGUGGAACACAUAUUAUACACAGGGCCCAAUAUCGAUCCCUAUGGAACACAUAUUUUCUAUUAUGUUUUAUUUUAUUAGCGUCUAUGUACUUUUUAUAAUUUAUUAAAAAUUAAGUUAGAUAUAAGCGAUUUGUGAUUUACUUUCGAAUCUGUUAUUUUUAUAGUUCAUUAACUUAAAUAUAAUUUUAAAUAUUUAUUACUUAACUCACACUGUAUGCUCUCAAUGCUGCGAUGGAGACAUUGUGUUUAACUUAUUUCAAUCCAUUUUAUUUUAAUAGAAAGACAAUCCAAUUUUUGCAAUAAAUUAUAAUUAUCAAUAUUUAAA